AUGCAGGAGGGUCUCUGCGUUCUCGUCCCCUGCACCUUCACGUACCCAGCCUCGUACGACACCGAAAAUCCCUCGGCCCAGCUCCAUGGAAAGUGGUACAAGGAGCCUGCUACUGGGGGCCAGGAUACUCCCGUGGCCAGCAGUGUCACCAGCCUGGGAGUGUCGCAGGAGACCCAGGGCCGGUUCCAGCUGGCGGGGGAUCCAGCCCACGGUGACUGCUCCCUGCAAAUCAGUGAUGCCCGAAAGACGGAUGCCGGGAGAUAUUUCUUUAGCAUCGAGAAAGGCCUGUUAGAUCACACUUACCGCUCCAAUUCCGAUGGCACUGACCCUGCGCUCACGAUCUCUGUGCAAGGGCUGACGGAGGAGCCAGAGAUCCACAUCUCGCCAGCGCGGGGGCUGCCAGGGACGCUGCUGGCCGGGGAGCCGGUGACAGUGACCUGCACAGGCCCCGGGCGCUGCUCCGGGCCCCCUCCCCGAGUCACCUGGACGGGGCCGUUCAGCUACACAGCCCGGAACGCCUCAGCCCAGCUGGCGAAUGGCACCUCGGCCCACAGCUCCACGCUCAGCUUCAUGCCCGGCCUGGGGGACCACGGCAAAGAGCUCGUCUGCAGCGUCACCUACAGGCCACCACAGGGACCUUCCACCCGCAGAACCGUCCAGCUCCACGUCGGCUGGUCCCUGUCCCAGCUGCCCGGAUUUACCCUGACGGUGCCACAGUUGGUGUCGGUGCAGGAGGGUCUCUGCGUUCUCGUUCCCUGCACCUUCACGUACCCAGCCUCGUACGACACCGACAAUCCCUCGGCCCAGCUCUACGGAGCCUGGUACAAGGAGCCCGCUACUGUGGGCCAGGAUCAUCCCGUGGCCAGCAGUGUCUCCAGCCUUGUCAUGUCGCAGGAGACCCAGGGCCGGUUCUGGCUGUCGGGGGAUCCAGCGCACGGCGACUGCUCCCUGCAAAUCAGUGAUGCCCGACGGACGGAUGCGGGGAGAUAUUUCUUUUACGUCGAGAAAGGCCUGUUAGAACACACUUACCGCUCCAAUUUCGAUGGCGCUGACCCUGCACUCACGAUCUCUGUUCCAGGGCUGACGGAGGAGCCAGAUAUCCAGAUCUCGCUGGCGCGGGGGCUGCCAGGGACGCUGUUGGACGGGGAAUCGGUGACUGUGACCUGCACGGCCCCUGGGCGCUGCUCCAGGCCCCCUCCCCGAGUCACCUGGACGGGGCCGUUCAGCAACACAGCCCGGGACGUCUCAGCCCAACUGGCGAACGGCAUCUGGGCCCACAGCUCCGCGCUCAGCUUCACGCCCGGCCCGGGGGACCACGGCAAAGAGCUCGUCUGCACCGUCAUGUACAGGCCACCACGGGGACCUUCCACCAACAGAACCGUCCGGCUCCACGUCGAGAACCCGACCGGUCUCCCCAACAUCUCUGGGACCCUGACCAGGAACGGACGCCCCGGUGAGAGGCUGCGCUGCGAGCCCCAGGAAUCAGAGAGUGCCUCCUACUCACGCUCUGCCCCCGCUCAGGGCCAGGUGCCAGGCUCAGCCGGGCCAGGCUGGUCAUUGUGGGGGGUAGCCAGCCAUGUUCCCUCUGUCUCCAGACCACGGGGUGGCAUUAAUGGGGAGCUGGACAGUGGGGAUGAGAUGGAUCAGGGACCGAUCUCUGCAACAGAGUCCUGCUGCCAUGGAAAGUCACCAGCAUUGUGCACCCACCCCAGAGCUGCUACGUCUCCACACUGAGCGAGGGCUCCUCAUGUAAACAGCCCCCGUUUCCCACCCCAGAGGCAGGGCUGGCUCCAGGCACCAGCUCAGCAAGCAAGUGCUUGGGGUGACACUUAGGGCUCUUCGGCGGCAAUUUGGCGGUGGGUCCCUUGGUCCCUCUUGGAGGGAAGGAUGUGCUGCCGAAGGAGAAAGUGGCGCGGUAGACCUACUGCCGAUCGCGAUUGGGGCUUUUUUUUUUUCCUGGCACUUGGGGUGGCAAAACCCUGGAACCGGCCCUGCUCAAAGGUGGCUGAAUCUCGGUUCCUUAGCAGAGGAUCUCUGGGGGGCCUAACCUGCCUGCUCGUAUCCUCCAGUGCCAGAUGCUUGGGGAGCUGAGGGCGUUGUUCUGUCUCUGGAGACCAAUGUCGAAGAAAAACUCAGUUCUCGCUUUUUGUUUGGG
Messenger RNA from Mauremys reevesii (Reeves's turtle), 2155 nucleotides. Its product is annotated as sialic acid-binding Ig-like lectin 10. NCBI's taxonomy places the organism in Eukaryota, Metazoa, Chordata, Testudines, Geoemydidae. Bases 1 to 1734 code for a protein of 577 amino acids. The record is from RefSeq and is a predicted model, not a curated record. The transcript has 5 exons.